Hemiscyllium ocellatum (epaulette shark) is the source of this 4068-nucleotide messenger RNA. RefSeq names its product kelch repeat and BTB domain-containing protein 11. The annotation marks the transcript as partial. Gene Ontology annotation, molecular function: protein binding. The transcript has a single exon. The record is from RefSeq and is a predicted model, not a curated record. NCBI's taxonomy places the organism in Eukaryota, Metazoa, Chordata, Chondrichthyes, Orectolobiformes, Hemiscylliidae.
AGUCCAGAUCCAGCUGCAACAACAGGAGGAUGGACUGAAGGGAGGGGAGACGCGGGGCCUCAGGGCAGCUCUGACAAUGGGGGAGCCGAGGGGUCGGACGGGGAGACGCCGGCAGGAGGUGGCGAGGAAGAGCCCAGUCAGGGGGACGGCAGCCCCGGCCCGCGGUCUUGCAGCUUCGGCUCGUCCCUCUGCUUCGCGGCGGCCACCGGCGACGAGCAGGAGCGGGUGUCAGCGCCGGAGGAGCGGGUGGUGAAGAGCCAGCGGCAGAUCAACAACAACCACCAGCAGCAGGAGCAGCAACUCCGCGGGCCGCCGGAGGAGCAUGGGGGCAGCUCGGUCCCCGUCCCGUACUGGAGCCUGGAGGCGGGCAGCGGAGGAGGAGGAGAAGGAGGCGGCGGCGGCGCGGCCUCGCCCCCAUCCCCGUCGGCGGAGGGCCCGGAGCCCGACCUGGUGAUCGAGGUGUCGGGCCUGCGGGUGCGGGCCCACAAAGCGGUGCUGGCCGAGCGCAGCGACUUCUUCCGGGCGCGGCUGUCCCGCCAGUUCCUGAGCCUCCGCGGCGGCCUGAGCUUCGAGGCGCUGAGGCCGCUGCUCGACUACGCGUACGGGGCGGGCAUGGCGGCGCGGGCCGACAACGCGGCCGAGCUGAUCGCCGGGGCGCAGUACCUGCAGAUGCCGUGCGCCCUGCACUCGGCCGUCGACUCGCUCAAGGCCCAGCUGGAGCUCGGCAACUGCCUGGAGCUGCUGGGCCUGGCCAAGCGGCAGCGGCUGCCCGAGCUGCGGGAGGCCGCCUACAAGUUCAUGAGCGACCAUUACCUGCGGGUGCUGCGGGAACCCGCCGUCUACGGCCGCCUGAGCGGAGCCGAGAGGGAGCUCAUCCUGAGGAAAAGGACGGAGCAGGCCCCGGCUGGAGCCUCGGCCUCGAGUUCUGCAGCGUCCGCCUCCGCCUCCUCAGCGGGCGGCGAGCGUUGCCUGGUGCUGGUCGACCUCAACGAGGUGUACGAGCGGCCUUCGCCGGCGGGGAGCCGGCCGGUCAGCCGGGAAGGGAGUAGGCCGGAGAGCCCCGAGGUCGGCUCCCCGCCGGAGGCCGGGACGCCCCGGGAGGGCUCGGACGGAGGUGAAGACGAGGAGGCGGCCGCCGUCGCCCGCUGGCUCUACCGCCGCGACGCGUCGACCGAGAGCUGGGAGCGGCUGAGCCGCCUGCCCGAGGCGGCGGCGGACGCCCGGGGCUGCGGCCUGUGCACCCUGUACAACUACCUGUUCGUGGCGGGCGGCCUGCGGGGCGCCGGGCCUCGGGCCCGUCCUUCCGACCGCCUCUUCAGUUACAACCCGGCGACCGGAGGCUGGUCCGAGCUGAGGCCCAUGAGGCAGGCCCGCUCGCAGCUGAAGCUGGUGGCCCUGGACGGCCAGCUGUACGCCAUCGGCGGCGAGUGCCUCUUCAGCGUCGAGCGUUACGACCCGCGGGCCGACCGCUGGAGCCCGGCGGCGCCGUUACCCCGCGGAGGCUUCGCCGUCUGCCACCAGGCGGCCGCCUGCUCUGGCUCCAUUUACGUGUCGGGCGGCUCGCUCUUCUACCGCCUGCUGCGUUACGACCCGCGGCGGGACGAGUGGCAGGAGUGCCCGUGCAGCAGCAGCCGGCGCCGCUCCGCCGCCAUGGUGGCUCUAGGCCGGUGGCUCUACCGCUUCGACCUGGAGCGCCGGCCCGGAGCUGGAGCGCCCCUCGCCGUCAUCUCCCGCUACAACACGGUGGCCCGGGUGUGGAGUGACUGCGGCUCCCUGCUGCUGCCGCCCGCCGCCGCCGCCGCCCCGGUGCAGCCUUUCCGCUGCGCCCUCCUGGGCCGCGACCUUUACUGCGUCAGCCGGGCCUACAGCCUGCGCUUCACCCUGACCGAGGAGGAGGAGGACGACAGCAACGGGGACCGGGCUCGCCAGGGCCGCCUCCAAAGCCAGCAGCUCACAGCGUGCGCCGAGGCCAAGGGGGUACUCUUCCCGGUCGUCCUCACCUUCCCCGACAGGAGCGCGGCCGCUCACCACAAGGCGCCCUGAGACAGGCCCCAGCCCUGUUGGUAGAUAAGGGAAACGCCAUUACCCCGCCCCCCUACUACCUCCCUGUAAACCCCUGUACCUCCCCCCCCCCCCCCCCGCCACAGCCUCCCUGUGAACCCCCUGCUCCCCACACUGCCUGCCUGUGCCCCCUGUAAACCUUGCUAUCAUCCGUGCCCCUGUAAACCUCCCUGUCCCCCACCACCUCCUUGUGCCCCUCCACCCCCACUGCCUCUUUGUGUCCCUCACCCUCACUGCCUCCCUCUAUCCUCCAAACACACUGUCCCUGUAUCCCCCACCUCCCUGUGCCCCCCACCGCCUUAUACUGCCCCUGUGCCCCCCACCGUCUCCUUGUGCCCCUCUACCACCACUGCCUCUUUGUGUCCCUCACCCUCACUGCCUCCCUCUAUCCUCCACACUGUCCAUGUAUCCGCCACCUCCCUGUACACCCCUGUGCCCCCCACCGCCUUAUACGGCCCCUGUGCCCCCCACCGUCUCCUUGUGCCCCUCUACCACCACUGCCUCUUUGUGUCCCUCACCCUCACUGCCUCCCUCUAUCCCCCAAACCCACUGCCCCUGUAUCCCCCAUCUCCCUGUACCUGCCGCCCUGUACCCUCCACCUCCACCGCCUUCCUGUGCCCCCUGUACUUCCCACCCCCCAACUGCCUCCUUAAACCUCCUCCCGCCCCGCAACUGCCUCCCUGGACCCCCUUCCCCACCUCCCUGUAACCCCGAGCCCCCUCUGCUUCCCUGUGCCCCCUCCCCCUGCCACCCCCACCGCAUCACUGUGCCUUCCCAUCUGCUUCCUGUGUCCCCCACCCCUACUGCUUCCAUGUAGCCUGCCCCCUCUCUAUCCCCCAUCCCUGUGCCUCCCCACAACCUCCACUACCCCUCUGCCCCUGCAUCUCUCCUGCUUCGCUGUAAUCCUCCCACUGGUUGCCUGCUCUCCCCCACUCCCUGUAUCCCUCAUCCGCUGCCUUCCUUCUCCACUGCCUCGUUCCCUUUCCCCCUCCCUCACUGCCUCCCUUUCUCUUGGCAUGGAGCAAAGAAACAAGUGACAGCUGAAGUUUAGUGUUUUUUGUAUCUUUUAUAAAGUCAUACCCUCUGACCAUGACAUAACCAUAAUUUUCCUUCAAGUCAAACUUGCAUUUUCUAAGUACAGUUUAGAUUCUGUCAGCAGCUUUUUGUUUUAAAAUAUAAAAGGAUAAAAGGGAAGUUGCUGGAGAAACUCAGCAGGUUUGGCAGGAUCUGUGGAGACCGAAAGAAACAAGUUUUAUAGUCCAACUUGCUUAUUUGGAUAACAACUGAAAAAGGGAUGUGGUUGUGGACAAAUGAUUUUGACAUCCCUGCUGGCACCUUCUUGAGUGGGUGGCAAGUAGUAUUGAGCACAUACCCUUGCCCAGGCCAAAGUCUGUAAUGUUGGAAACUGUUACUUGCAAUCAAGUUUUGAGGUGGUUAGGGUGGUGGGGAAGAAAGAAUAAUUUUUGGCAAUUUAGUAUUUUUGUUAAAAAUAUUUUGAAUCAGAUGUCUGUUUUCAUCUCCUGAUUUUUCAUUUGAUUUUAAAGGAAAUUAAUUAAAAAAAGGAGGGGGGCACAUAGUUGGCCAGUCAGAAAGCUAUUUUGCAUUAUUGCCAAAAGUCAGAAUUUGUUCCCCAGCUGUGAAGCACUGUUAAGUUGUGGUGCUUGAGAUGUGGAAAAUGUCCAAUCAGCAGUGGGUUAGUGGUGCAGUCAAAUGCCCACUCUAAAUUUGUGAGCACUGAAAAUUUUCUCUGGAAUUUUCUCAAACUCUCCGUGAUUUUGUUGGAAGAGAUGAGGAAUUAGUGAUUAAAUCAAAAACAAACGAAAUGAUUUAUCAUUGUUAUAUAGACUAUAAAUGCUAAUCUGACUUUCUCAGAUACUAAUAGACCUGCUUUGCAUUUCCAACAUUUUCUAUGAAGUAAACAUGUGAAAGUUUGGGUUCAUAGAUUAUCAAUGACAAUGCAAUUAUCAUUCCAGGUUAAAACAAGAACUUGAAAUAUUGCUAAAAUAU